GGCGUACGUCAGUUGCGCAUCUGCGAGGCCGUGAGCUCCCUGGUCCAUCGGAACUGAGGUCACAGCAGCCGCACACACCACCUGCUCGACCGACAUCCAAGCGUAGGUAUGUCCAGGUCCAAGAGGCAUGACAGUACCGAUGACAGGAUCAGCGCCCUCCCUGACGAGCUGCUCCACCACAUCAUGUCCUUCCUGACGCCACGGGAGACUGUGCAGACAUGUGUGCUCUCAAGGCGGUGGCAAACCACCUGGGUAUCUGCGAGGUGCCUCAUCAUCGACUCGGACCAGUUUUGCAUCUUGUGGCAGCUCAAAACGUUUCUGGACAAUUUACUUCUGGACCGUGGGUGCACAUCACUCGAUAAGUUCUGGCUCCGCAUCAUCUUUGGCAACGUUUAUCCUGACAAUGUAAUGGAUUACUGUCAAAUCCGUCCGUGGGUCUGCCAUGCCCUUCGGUGCAACACCCAGGUUCUUGGCAUAGUUCAUGACGGCGAACUUCUUACCAUUUCAAAUGCCUUCACCUCAUCAAAUCUGAAGAGGUUGCACCUUUGUAAAUUUGAGGUUGAUGACUGGUUCGUCGAGAAGCUAUUUUCCGGAUGCCCGAAAUUGGAAGAGUUAGAACUGAUAUGCUGUUUUGUUAACAUCGUCAUGCUUUCGUCUGCCAAACUUAAGAGAUUGACUGUUACCACUUCUGAUGAUCGGUCAGUAGCAUGUUUGGGCUAUGAGGAUCUUGUAAUAGAUAUGCCAAAUCUGGUCUCGUUAGACAUAAAGGAGAUCCCUGAUAGAAAUCCAUAUUUCCUGAAUUUGUCAUCGUUGGACACUGCCUCAGUUUGCCUUACUACAGUCUCUUUCAAAGAUUCUGAUGUUGACUGCAAUGUUCUCAGUGCUCUUUCAAAUGCCACCAGCUUGAGGUCUCUGUCUCUUACUGUCAAUGAUGAAGAGGCAAUAAAGGUAGUGGGAAGGGAUGCGCUAAGGUGUGGUACAUUCAGCAACCUGAAAACUUUAUCGCUGGGUGAAUGGUGCUUGGGCUCUGGCUGCAGGGUGCUACUCCACUUGCUCCAGCGGUCGCCUAAAAUACAGAAACUUAUCCUGCAUCUUACAGAUGUUGGAGCUUCUCAGAGCGAUCAGCAGCAUGCUGCUGCAGUAACAGAUCCAGACUGCAAUCAAACAGAAACACCAUUCAAUUGUGAGAAUCUUAAGAAAAUUGAAAUCAACUGUCCACAAGGCGAUAAAAGAGUCCAUGUCAUUGUGAGGAUCUUAUUUGAGAACAUUACCUCUCCAACAGAAAUUAAUAUCACAAGCCAUUAGCUAUUUAGAGGUCAGCAUCUACAGUAAGCUUUUUACAACUCAACUGUGCCACCUGGCCAGGAUUAUCAAGCUUUGGUCUAGGCGCUUCUGAUUCCUGGAGGACUUCUGCUCCAUUUUGAAACAUUAGUCGCAGUUUUUUUUGUUUAUCUGCCACAUGGUGUUUGUGUGUGCUGUUAAGCUUUUAUUGCCGACUUUAUCGAAUGGGAUUUUAUCAUGUUGACAUAUAUAGUGCAUUUGUUUCUGCAAAAUUUAUCUUGGACAUUUAAGGGACAUGCCAAAAGCCCACACUUAUUAUGGUGAU
This is a messenger RNA of Lolium rigidum, 1606 nucleotides long. RefSeq names its product putative F-box/LRR-repeat protein At3g59170. The transcript is spliced from 4 exons. The record is from RefSeq and is a predicted model, not a curated record. NCBI's taxonomy places the organism in Eukaryota, Viridiplantae, Streptophyta, Magnoliopsida, Poales, Poaceae. The coding region runs from base 109 to 1305 and encodes 398 amino acids. Gene Ontology annotation, molecular function: protein binding.